Molecule: messenger RNA, 6631 nt
Organism: Cygnus olor (mute swan)
Lineage: Eukaryota; Metazoa; Chordata; Aves; Anseriformes; Anatidae
Gene: YLPM1
Product: YLP motif containing 1
Exons: 21
Coding region: 218-6193 (1991 amino acids)
Biological process (GO): regulation of telomere maintenance
Cellular component (GO): nucleus
Source: RefSeq, a predicted model, not a curated record
GCUGCCGGGCUCCUUCGGGGACUGGCAGCAGCAGCAGCCGCCGCCGCCCGUGGCCGUGCCGCCGGUGCGCAGCUACCAGAAGCAGUUCGCACACCGCGAGCCGCCGCCGACGGCCGCCGCCGCCGCCCCGCCGCCGCCGAGCCGCAAGCGCGACGGGCAGGAGCCGCCCGGCGGCCACGGGGAGUGGGGCGAGCCCCUGCCCUCGUCGCCGGUGCCCAUGGACAUGGAGCUGUCGUCGCCGCCGCAGUCCCCGCAGCCCGCCGCCGCCCAGCCCUACCUGCCCCCCGGGCAGCCCUACCUGCCGCCUCCCCAGGCGGAGCCCUACCUGCCCCCCGGGCAGCCGCCCCCCGGGCAGUCCCCGCCGCUCCAGCCCUACCUGCCCCGGCCGCAGGCCUCGCAGCCGCCCCCCUCCUUCUCCGAGCCGCCCCCCUCCUACCUGGAGCCGCCGCCGCCGUCCAGCGCCGCCCAGCCCUACCUGCCCCCCGGGCCGGCGUACCUGGCGCCCCCCCAGCCCUACCUGCUCCCCUCGCAGGCGUCCCCUUCCCAGGCGGCGCAGCCCGGCCUGGCGCCCUCCCUGCCCGCACCCAAGGCGGCCCAGCAGCACUUCACCCCCCCGCCGGCGGCCCUGGCCCUGCCCGAGGGUCCCCAGGGGGGCGGCCAGGAGAGCGGGGCCCCCCCCGAGCAGCACGGCGCCCCGCAGCCCGACCCGGCCACCAUGACCCCCCAGGAACAGCAGCAAUACUGGUACCAGCAACACCUGCUUAGCCUGCAGCAAAGGGCAAAAGCCCAUGCUCAGGGACAGCAGCAAAUGAAAGGUCCGGGAGUAGGGAAGGAUACAUCUGAACAGAGAGCAAAGUCUGAAGAAGGGAAAAUGAGUGCUUCAACACAGCAGUCUGAACCUCCUCCGCUGAAUGAAUCCCUGCCUCCAGCUUCCAAAGAAGACGAGUCUUCUCUUACCUCCACUGAAACUCAGCUCAAUAUUGAUCCUCCUGAUGACCCGGAGGAAGAUUUGAGAUUGCAACAGUUGCAAGCAGCAGCAGCUCAAUGGCAGCAGCAUCCCCAUCACCGAGUUGGAUUUCAGUACCAGAGGAUAAUGCAGAAGCAUGCCCAGCUGCAGCAGAUAGUACAGCAGUAUCAACAGAUCAUGCAACAGCCUCCACAUUUACAGACAAUGUCAGUGGAGAUGCAGCUGCGACAUUAUGAGACACAGCAAAAACAGUUCCAGCAGCUUCAUAAAGACUGGGAGCGGUCAAUGAACCAACAGUGGCAGCAUCAGCUUCAAACCUACCCUCACAAAGAUCAGCUGCAAGAGUAUGAGAAACAGUGGAAAGCAUGGGAUGAACAGAUGAAGGUCACUCAGUCCCAUCUGCAGGAGAAAGUGAGCUCACUCCAAAAUUUGAAGAACCAGUACCCUGCAAAUGUUUCACUUCCGCCUCCAUUUGUUCCAUAUUCUCAAACGGCUCCAGGUGGCAUUCCUGUUAUGCCUCCAACUUUACCUUCAGCUACACCUCCACUGGUCCCUCCACCUCUGUCUUCUGUAUCUCAGUUAUCUAACUCCUCUGUCCCUUCAGGAUCUAGUUCGCAAAGCAAUCAGUCUACUGAAACACCAAGGCCAGCUCUGCUUCCUACCCCUGGUACCUAUGCAUCAAAAAUAGGUAGCUCACCUGUAUAUCCAACUUACCAUUCUCAAGUAAGUUCAUCCUUCAGCUCUUCAGACCACGGAAAGUCUCAAGUUCACCAUAAUAAACAAAAUGUCUCUAUUUCAUCUGAGCAAGGAUGUGGGGAACUGAAAGCCCCUUCUGCACUGUCUUCAACACAUACCCCUACCAUGCAGGAUAAACCAGUGAGAUCAGGUGGAUUGCUUCCAGAUCCUCCCAGAUCAGCACGUUUUGAAGGCCCCAGAGGUCCUAGAUUUGAUGGACCUCGAGGAAGAGGAUACGACAAAUUUGAAGGCUCGAGACCAAGAGGGCCCCGUUUUGACUCCCAGCGCUCAGAAGGACACAGGUCGCGUUUUGACCGACAGAACACUGAUGGACAGCACACGAGUCGAUGGGGAACUAUCCCACGUGGACCAGCAGCACAAUUUUAUACUUCUCAAAAUACAUCACAUGCACAUGGUUCCCGACCAAGUGGUCCACGGUGGAGGGGGCCCAGGCCUCCUUUAGGACAGCAGCAGUCACAAACAGACUCACGAUCAGAAAACAAAGAGCCUUUUACAGACAUGGGUGGCAAUCAGCAGGCUGGAAGUAGAACGCAGUCUACUGACGUGACAAGUACAGGCUCCGUUGAGCCGAGUGAGGACCUCACCAGCACUCAACAGGAACCAUCCAAAAGUGAAGUCAAAGAAACUAUUUCAGAUCCUCCUAAGAAGUGGACGUGGAGUUCACACGAUCCCAACCAGCAAGUAGAAGACUCCAAAGUAACUACUCCACCUAUCCAGAACCAGACUUCGACGUCCCUUUCUAGUAACUCUGGAGCUUUGCAGUCAGGUGUUGCAAGGCCGGGAGGUGCGGUGACCCCUGUAACAGGAAGCCAGGAUUUGAGUUCCUCAGAGAGCCAGCUGCUUGGUUCGGACAGUACACAGGGCCUGCCUGGGCCAGAAGGCAGAGGGAAAGGGCCAUUUAUGCAUGAAGACAGAGGCAAGGGACCAGGAAACAGAGGAAGGGGGCAGGGCAGGAUGGAUGAUGGCCGGGGCAGGGGGCAGGGGGAUGGCCGUGGCUGGGGAAUGGGCCGUGCCAGGGGCAUGGGCAGGAUGGACGGACGAGGAAUGGGCAGGAUGGACGGUGGCCGGGGAAUGGGCAGGAUGGACGGUGGCUGGGGAAUGGGCAGGAUGGAUGAUGGCCACGGCCGAGGAAUGGGCAGGAUGGACGAGGGCCGUGGCAGAGGAUACGUGUACAGGGGCAGGGGGCAGGCUAGGCAGGCAUCUAUCCGUGGCAGGGGGAUGUUCAGGAGAGCGGGCAGCAGGGAGAGGAUGGCAGACAGGCGGUCGGGCAGCAGGGAGAGGAUGCCCGACGGGCGGUCUGGCAGCCGGGAGAGGACGCUGGGUGGCCGGUCAGACAGCAGGGAGAGGGUGAUGUCUAGCCGAGACAGGGAGCUCGCCGGGCGGACAGGCAGCCGGGACAGGGCACAGCGGGCAGGCAGCAGGGAGAGGGGACCUGUCAGGCGGGCGGGCAGCAGGGAAAGGGAGCCCAUGAGGCGGGCGGGCAGCAGGGAGAGGGAGCCCAUGCGGCGGGCAGGGAGUAGGGAGAGGGUCCCUGUGAGGCGGGCGGGCAGCAGGGAGAGGGUCCCUGUCAGGAGGGCAGGUAGCCGGGAGAGGGGUCCUGUCCGGAGGGCAGGUAGCCACGAGAGGGGACAUGUCAGGAGGCCGGAUAGUCGGGAGAGGGAAGCAGGGAGGUCUGACACGGGCAGUAUAGAUAAACCAAUUCACCUAGGAGAUGAUCCUGACAAAUUGCCUCCGUACCAUCGAGAUGAUGCACUCAGGGGUUCUUGGAGUCAUGAAGACGAGGGAAUGCAGGAGGAGUUUCCUUUAGAUAGUAGGGAUGACCUUCCUCUGGAGCAUGAGCGGUUGGAUGACUGGGAAAGAGAACGAUACUGGGGAGAUCACAACUCUGAUUAUCAAGAUGAUUCUGUAGAUCCAUAUGAUAGAGAUGACAGGUUGCAAUCUCACCAUUCAUUGCCUCCGUUAUCUCCCCUACCACCACUACCUCCUUUAUCAUCUGAUCACGACAGACGAGAUUCAUGGUGGGAUGACUGGAAAAGGCCAAGGGAGAGGGAACUAGAGAGAGAUCUAGAUAGGACGGGAAGAUCCACAGAUAUUUAUGAUCAAGAUGUGGACAGAGAAUGGGAUAAUAGAGACUGGGACAUGAGACCUAUGGAUGAUAGAGAAAUGGGGAAUCGUGACCUAGAUAUCCCCCCUCUCCCACCAUUACCACCCCUCCCACCUCUGGAUAGAUACCGCGAAGAUAGGUGGAGGGACGAUAGGAACAGAGAUCACUAUGACAGAGACCUCCGAGACAGGGGGGAGCUGAGGAUUCGAGAGUAUCCAGAGAGAUAUGACACGUGGCGGGAGAAGCAGGACUACCUUCCUGAAAGGACUGACUGGGAGAGGGAACGCUUGACGGAUAGGUGGUAUCCAGAUGAUGGAGACAGACUGCGACCUAUGGGUGAUCAGCUGGAUUCAUCCCUUCUUCCACCUUCACAUUCCUCUGAUAUGCUGGGAGCAGAUUCAAACCUGGACUCGGAACAGUCCUUGGGGGGAGUGAUGGUCCUUAGCCAAAGACAGCAUGAGAUAAUUCUGAAAGCUGCCCAGGAGCUCAAAAUGCUUCGAGAGCAAAAAGAACAGAUGCAAAAGUUGAAAGAGUUUAAAUCCGACAUUUCCGCACAGGACUCUCCAAGAUCACAGAACACCAGCACGAGGCCAGGAGGUGCCUUUCAGGAACGCUGGGAUGAGGAUUCUUUCCACGGACUCUGGGACACAAAUGAGGAUAAAGGAGCAAAUAUGGAGUACGAAUUAUGUAAACAGGAGUCAAUGAUGCCUCCACCAGUAUCCUCGCCAGUGAAAGUACCUGCUGUUCACACCUCUGUUCCGUCAGCUGUACCAGUGUCACUUCCUCCAGUUAUUCCACCCGUUCCUAAAGCACCUAUAAUUCAGCAAACUGUGGAUUAUGGCCACGGGCGAGAUAUAACCACCAGUAAAGUGGAACAGAUUCCAUAUGGGGAGAGGGUAACUCUGCGUCCAGAACCUUUGCCGGAGAGACAAACAUUUCAAAAAGAGCACCCUGGUCGUUACAACAGAGAAAGAGAUCGUGAACCCUAUUUUGAGCGUCAAGGUAAUUCAAAUGCAGAUCACCGGGAUUUCAAGAGAGAGCGGGAAUUGCACAGAGACCGUGGUUCUGUGGACUAUGAACGAGAGAGAUUUGAGAAAGAGCGUCAUCCCCGAGAUGAUAGGGUUAUUCCUACUGCACCUUCAAGGACUCAGUCUUACCGUGACAAGAAAGAGCAUCCAUCCUCCAGGCGGGGUGGCUUUGAAAGACCACCGUAUGAACGAAAGACAGAUCGUCCAGCAUAUGAUCAUGGGCCUUCCAUGUUUGGAGGUGAUCGUAGAAAUUACCCUGAGGAAAGGAUUCCUAUUUCUGCUCCAUCGAUGCCUCGUCAGCCACCACCUGCUCCACGAGUGGAAAGAAAGCCAGAAUCUAAAAAUGUAGAUGAUAUUUUGAAGCCACCAGGACGGGAUAGCAGGCCAGAGAGGAUUGUAAUCAUAAUGAGAGGGUUGCCUGGCAGUGGAAAGACGCAUGUAGCAAAACUCAUCAGGGAUAAGGAAGUAGAGUGUGGAGGACCUGCACCAAGAGUGCUCAGCCUGGAUGACUAUUUCAUCACUGAAGUAGAAAAGGAAGAGAGAGACCCAGAUACAGGGAAAAAAGUAAAAAAGAAGGUGAUGGAAUAUGAAUAUGAAGCUGAUAUGGAAGAGACCUAUCGCACCAGCAUGUUUAAAACUUUCAAAAAGACGUUGGAUGAUGGCUUCUUUCCUUUCAUUAUCCUUGAUGCUAUCAAUGAUAGAGUGCGACAUUUUGAGCAGUUUUGGAGUGCAGCGAAAACCAAGGGUUUUGAGGUGUACUUAGCAGAAAUGAGCGCAGAUAACCAGACGUGUUCCAAGAGGAAUAUACAUGGGCGCAAGCUAAAGGAAAUCAGCAGGAUGUCUGAUCACUGGGAGGCAGCGCCACGUCACAUGAUGCGCCUGGACAUUCGUUCUCUAUUGCAAGAUGCUGCUAUCGAAGAGGUGGAGAUGGAGGAUUUUGAUGCAAAUAUUGAAGACCAGAAAGAAGAAGCCAAGAAGGAUGCAGCAGAGGAAGAAGAAAGUGAACUGGGUUACAUUCCGAAAAGCAAAUGGGAGAUGGACACUUCUGAGGCAAAGCUAGACAAGCUGGAUGGUUUGCGGACUGGCACUAAAAGGAAACGUGACUGGGAAGCCAUUGCCAGCAGAAUGGAAGAUUAUCUACAGCUUCCAGAUGACUAUGACACUCGUGCUUCUGAACCUGGAAAGAAGAGGGUGCGGUGGGCAGAUCUAGAAGAAAAAAAAGAUGCAGACAGGAAAAGGGCCAUUGGUUUUGUUGUUGGACAAACAGAUUGGGAGAAGAUAACAGAUGAAAGUGGUCAUCUUGCUGAGAGAGCCCUCAACCGUACCAAGUAUAUAUGAAAAAGUGGUUAAUGGGAAUUUUGUGCCUUUAAGGCCAUUUGCUCUGAGGAGAUGUGAACCAAGGUGUCAUGAGCAUCUUGCAUGGGUCAUGUCACUCCCACCUUCACAGUUUUUCUUUUAUUUUAGUUUCAGCAAUUUUUUUUGAGAUAUUGGCAAAUAACCAGUGCCCUCAAAAAAAGAAAAAAAAUCCUGCUGCUCCUAAGUGAGAGAGACAGUUUACUUUUUAAUAUUUUUGGAGGGGGGGGGGGGAAGGGGAGGGCCAGUAGUUUUAGCUGCUGUUUGUGGGAUAAAGUGGAAGGAUUAGACAGAUGUUACCUCCACUGUACUGUCACAGAAUGUUUAUCACCUUUGCUUUGUGGCCGUUCUCGUUUUAUACUGUAUGUACCUUGUAGCUUAUUGUAUUAGGAAGCAGAACAAUAAAUUUCACUAUAAACUCUG